AUGUCCUUUGGCGGUUUUCUUUUAUAUAUAGAGAGUGAGAGUUUGGUUUUAUAUCCGUUAGCAUUGGAGGAGGGACAUUGGAGGAGGGACUUAGAAAAACUGAAGGAGGCUCUCCAAAUCUUGAAUUCUCCUUCCCCUUCUUCCCCAACUGGAUUCCUUAGGUUUCAGGUGGCGCUCCCUCCCAGUCCUAAGACAUUCACUUUGUUUUGCUCCCAACCCCACUCCUCCUCGGUCUUUCCUCUCAUUUAUGUUUCCAAGAACGACGCCGACUCUAAAUCACUCUAUGUCAAUUUGGAUCAUAAUGUGAGUCACCAGAAAGAAAGGUUCUUUUUGGUUUUUCAUACCUCAGCUGUAGAUCUUCAGUACAAGGAUUUAAGGCAUUUUCAGUGGCAUUGGGAAAAGGGGGAGCCUGUAAUUGUCAGCAAUGUGCUUGAAUGUACAUCUGGUUUAAGCUGGGAAUCGCUUGUCAUGUGGCGUGCAUUACGUCAUGUAACUAAUACCAAGCAUGGCCAACAUUUGGCGGAGAAAACAAUUGAUUGCUUAGAUUGGACUGAGGGGGAAAUUAAUAGCCACCAACUUUUUACUGGCUAUACAAAUGGUCGUAGGGAUUGGCUUGCUUGGCCACAGAUAUUGAAAUUAAAAGAUUGGCCUCCUUCUAAUUUAUUUGAGGAACAAUUGCCUCGUCAUUGUGCUGAGUUCAUAUCUUCCUUACCCUUCAAGGAAUAUACUGAUCCUCACAAAGGUUCUCUUAACCUUGCUGUGAAGUUGCCUAAUGGUUCUCUAAAGCCAGACCUGGGGCCAAAAACAUAUAUUGCUUAUGGAUUUCCUCAGGAGCUUGGACGAGGUGAUUCAGUGACUAAGCUCCAUUGUGAUAUGUCUGAUGCAAAGUGAAACUGGAUUCUGAUCAACUUACUGUCAUUGAGAAGUUGAAGCAAAAGCAUCUCGAGCAAGAGAAAAGGGAGCUACUUGGUGAUGAUCAGGAUGGAGAAACUAAUGUUGACAUGCUUAAUAUAAUUCAUCUUCUACAAUAAAUGCUUUGGACAGGCAAAGUAGUGUUGAAGUCAUGGAACAAGAAGGUGGAUUAUGUGAUGGGAAAGAAGUUGAUCAGUUUCAUCAACCGUCUGGUAGUAAUGAGGUUGCCAUUGCUAAUGAGGAUGGCAUUUCAUAUGGAUCAGAGCUCAUAGAGGUUGACAAAGUAUAAAUAAAUCAAGGUGAUUUGUUGUUUGGGGGGGGGGGGUGCUUCAGAUGGUGCUCUCUGGGAUAUUUUUUGGAGACAGGAUGUCCCUAAGUUGCAGGAAUAUCUGAAGAAGCAUUUCAGAGUGUUUAGGAUGAUUGACUUUUGGAUGUAUAGGUCUUUACGCCUUUAUCUUAUUCUGCAAUGACUCUGUGAGAGAGGAAGAAUAAAAGGGAAUGGAAGUUUGGAAAAUUUUAGACUAGAAGAAAGCCAACUUAGAGUUGAGCUUUUUAAGAACAAAUUCUAUCUCAAAAUCAAUUAUAAGAAUAAUAAGAUUUUUAAAAUUUAAAUAACCAAAUGGUCUAGAUCUAAAAAUAAGCUCUAUUUCACCUAGAUAUCUAGCUUUGAUGGUUGCCGAACACCUUAGAUUUUGGGAAAUUUAAUUCAUGUACCAUAGAAAAAAGAAGAAAAUUAUUCAUUUGCCAGGUUAUUUCUAGUUGUUAUGUUUAUCUGUUGUAUUUGUCUGAAGUUUGUCCUUGUUAUGUUUGUCUCUUGUAUUAUCAGUUGGAUCAUGCCAAUGAAUUAUCCAACUCCCUGAAAGAAAGUGCCAAUAUUAACACUGUUUGGGCAUCGCUUAUUGUUGAAGAAUGCACAAGACUUGGUUUGAUGGUGAGAUGAUCUGAUAAAUAUUACAUAUGCACCAAUAUUAAUGCAUGAUUCUGAUUUAUUCUUUUGUUUAGUAUUUGUGUAUUGCUCCUGGAUCUAGACCUUCCCCUGUUGCUGUUGCUGCUGCAAGUCACAAAUUAAUCACAUGUAUUUCAUGCUUCGAUGAGCAUUCACUUGCAUAUGAUGCUGUUGCAUAUGGAAGAGGAUCUCACAUUCCAGCAGUAGCCAUUACAUCAUCAGGCACUGCAAUUUCCAACCUUCUUCCUGCUUUAUGUUUCAUUAUUUUCAUGAAUUUAUUUUAGGGUAAAAUACAUUUUUGGUCCCCCUAUAAUGCUCAAUCUGCAAUUUUGGUCUCCUACAUACUUUUAUUUUUCACUCAAUGUUUGACCAUGGAUAAUCAAUUAACGGUCAACUAACAGAAGAACCAAAAUCGCUGAUUUUGAAAAAUAGGGGGACCAAAAUUGCGGAUUGAGCAUUAUAGGGGACCAAUAGUGUAUUUUAGCCUUAAUUUUAUUUUGAAUGUGUGAUGAUUUAUUAAUUUCUUUCCUGUGACUUGGUUUGUUGUCAUUCUGAAUGCUGUUGCUAAUACAUGCAUUGUUGGAGUUCAAUUGGUUGCUUUGCUGGCUCUUUUUUUGCACUUAGUUUUUAUUUUUAUUUCCAUCAACUUGAUUUGUAGUUUUCUCUUUGAGUUUAAUUCCCCUCAAGGUUUGAAUUGUAUUUGCUUUUAGAGUUUAAUUCAAAUUCACUAACUAUGAUAAAAAUCUGAUCAUAAAUUAUCAAUUAUGAUAAGAGUAUUGAUUUUUAUAAUAAUUAUUUAAAAAUCGUA
Messenger RNA from Glycine soja, 2666 nucleotides. RefSeq names its product lysine-specific demethylase JMJ25-like. Gene Ontology annotation, molecular function: chromatin DNA binding; transcription coregulator activity; histone H3K9 demethylase activity. The record is from RefSeq and is a predicted model, not a curated record. Gene Ontology annotation, cellular component: histone deacetylase complex; chromatin. Lineage: Eukaryota; Viridiplantae; Streptophyta; Magnoliopsida; Fabales; Fabaceae. The transcript is spliced from 5 exons. Gene Ontology annotation, biological process: regulation of transcription by RNA polymerase II. Bases 1 to 891 code for a protein of 296 amino acids.